AUGUCUCAAUCAGUGACCGAGUUCUGCGAGAAGUGCGGAUCCAUUCUUCCACUGCCGCUGUCCAUGGAUGUGGUCAAAGAGAUCCGAUGCCACGCGUGUGAGCACGUGGUGGACGCCAAGCGCUUCCACGGCGUGGCCGCCACCACACGGAUUGUCUUCAACACCAAAUCACUCAUCAAUAAGGGCUCGACGGAAGCCACCCGUGGGUCGCAAAGUCAGGGACCAGUAGUCGAGCGGAAGUGCCAGAAGUGUGGACACGAGAGACAGACUUUCGCCACUUUGCAGACCAGAUCCGCAGAUGAGGGACAGACUGUCUUCUAUACGUGCCUUAAUUGUGGCGCUCAGGAGAAUGAGAACUCUUGA
Molecule: messenger RNA, 363 nt
Organism: Oppiella nova
Lineage: Eukaryota; Metazoa; Arthropoda; Arachnida; Sarcoptiformes; Oppiidae
Source: the annotation of a GenBank genome assembly